Epithele typhae is the source of this 1632-nucleotide messenger RNA. RefSeq names its product ferritin-like domain-containing protein. The record is from RefSeq and is a predicted model, not a curated record. Lineage: Eukaryota; Fungi; Basidiomycota; Agaricomycetes; Polyporales; Epitheliaceae. The transcript is spliced from 4 exons. Bases 1 to 1632 code for a protein of 543 amino acids. Gene Ontology annotation, molecular function: mRNA binding.
AUGGGGAUAAGCAAUCUGCCGGUUUCCCCGAGCCAGGAAUGCGGUAUGGGAGCAACUCGGUCCUUUCGUAAUGCCUCCCUCGCCACCCUCCUUGCCCUUGCGGCACCCAUCAUCGUCCUCGGUGCCCCCAUCCGCCGCGACAAGGCCACCGACCUCGUCGUCCUCAAGUUCGCGGACGUCCUUGAGCAGUUCGAGUCGCAGUUCUACCAGCAGGCACUGCAAAAGUUCCAGGACAGCGACUUCACUGCCGCCGGUUUCGUCGACGCCCAGCUCCCCAUCGAGCAGUUCAAGCAGAUCCAGGGGAUGAGGCCACCCACCAGACUGCGCUCGAGGUGCUCGGUUAUCGCGUCGCUUGGCGACAAGCCCAUCUCGAACUGCAGCUUCAACUUCGGUAACGCAUUGAACGACGUCCCGACGAUGGCCGCAACCGCCCGUGUGGUGGAGAACGUUGGGGUGGGGGCCUACCUCGGCGCGGCCCAUCUUAUUGGCGACCCGACCAUCCUCACCGCUGCGGGCUCCAUCCUCACCACCGAGGCGCGCCAUCAGACGAUCCUGAACGUGCUCAACAACGGUGCUUCGAUCCCCUCUGCGUUCGACAUCGGCCUCCUUCCGAACGAGGUCCUCGCCAUCGCCGGCGCGUUCAUCUCCGGCUGCGACCUCGGUGUCGGUGCCUCAAACCAGCCCCUCACGAUCACGAACACCGCUGUCACGACCGGCACGAAGCUCGAGUUCACGUCCCCCGCGCUCAACGGCUCUACCGACGGCAUGUUCUGCCAGAUGCUCAUCGGCGGUAUGCCUAUGACGAUCUCGCUCCCCAUCGACCAGUGUGUCGUCCCCGACAACCUCGACGGCCCCGUCGCGGUCUUCAUCACCCCCGACAUGCAGGCCCUCAACGGCGACCCUGUCAACCGCGCUGGCCAGGCCGUCGUCGCCGGUCCCGUGAUGGCGUUCAUCGACACCGUCAAGCAGGAGAUCGGCCAGCUCGUGCUCGCCGCGGGCAGCGCGAACAAGAACGCGCAGACGUCGACCACGACCAUCUCUCCCGACAUGGCGAGCUCGAUCAUCGCCUCUGCGUCCUCCACCGUCACUUCCAGCGAGGGCAUGAUGACCGACUCCGCGAGCUCGACCAACUCUGCCGACUCGUCGAUGAUGACCGGCAGCUCGUCCUCGGGCUGCAACUCCUCGAGCUGCGACUCCUCGAGCUCCAACUCGUCUUCCUCCGACAGCUCGUCCAACAGCUCGUCCUCCUCUGACAGCUCCUCUUCCACCGACUCUUCCGCUGCGUCCUCAACCUCGAGCAGCGACAGUGCCACCUCGACCUCUGGCUCGUCAUCGUCAUCGUCCUCUUCCUCCUCGUCAUCCUCCUCUGACAGCAACAACUCCAGCGUGAAGGAGAGCGACAACACCGUCGUCAGCUCCCCCGGCACCCGCAACACCCAGACCGGCAACAUGGGCGCCAUCUCCAUCGACGGCUGGCAGGCCGACGUCCCCAAGUCCGCCAUCUCCACCGCCGCGAGCGCGACGGGCUCCGCCACCGACUCCGCAUCAGCCUCGGCGUCCGCCACGGGCUCUGCCAGCUCCUCCGCGAGCUCGUCCGCCGCCGCCGCGGUCGCCGUCUCCACCGGGAACUGA